CCUAAAGUGAAAACAAGUACAACUUGAAGACCUGUCCUUUACCAAUGCUUCGUCAAGUAAAGCCUAAAAAUGCACGCACUAAGCGUGUAAUGGAUAAACGCGAGCCGAAAGUCGUAGAAGGAGCGAAAAUUGCUCUUUUCUUAAGAGGAAACGCGACUUCGCAGCUUGUUGUUGAUGCUUUACAUGACUUGUACGCUUUAAAAAAGCCUUUUGCUGUUAAUUUUCAAAAGAAAAAUCCCAUUCUUCCUUUUGAGGAUAGCUCUUCACUAGAGUUCUUUUCUGAGAAAAACGAUGCCGGUUUGGCUGUUUGUGCUACUCAUAACAAAAAGAGACCCCAUAAUUUGGCUUGGAUUCGCUUUUUUGAUUAUCAUGUGCUGGAUAUGAUUGAACUGGGCAUAGUAGACUAUAAACCAAUUUCUUCUUUUCAUACUGUGCCUAUUGUGCCCGGUACAAAGCCGAUGAUGCUUUUCCAAGGGCCUUCUUUUGAUUCUCAUCCCGUUUUUCGUCAUGUUAAGUCUUUAUUUUUGGACUUUUUCCGAGGCGAACCCAUCCAAAAGUUGGAUUCUGCAGGUUUGUCUUAUGUAAUUGUUGUUUCUGCCGGUGAAGCCAGCGACGACGAGACGCAAGCUUUACCGAAAGUGAAUUUCCGGGUGUAUUCCACAAAAUUGUUAAAGUCAAACACGAAUCUUCCUCGUGUUGAAUUGGAGGAAAUGGGACCUCGACUCGACUUUAGUAUUCGCCGUGUUCAAGCUGCUCAAGCAGAUGUCUUAGGUGAAGCGUUGAAGAAACCCAAGACCCAAGAACCAAAGACUAAAAAGAAUGUGGAUGUUGACUUGGUCGGCAACAAGGUUGGCCGCGUUCACGUGGAUCAGCAAGAUCUUAGCAACUUGCAAACUCGCAAGAUGAAGGGUUUGAAGCGUUCUGCUGCCGAAGAAGAAGAGGAGGAAGAAGAAUCGGAAGUCGAAGACGAAGAUGUUGUUUCCGACGUUGAGUAAGCAAAAAAGCCAAUGUUUGCUUCAGCCUUGGAAAAUCCAUACGGAUACAAUAUUUUGUUUUUGGAAAGGCAUUUUGGAAAUUCAUGGUUUUCUUUUUGAAUUUGGUUCCUGGUUUAUAUAAAGGUAAUUUAACGGUCAGUUUCUUUGAUUUUGGGAAGCAGUCUAAAAUUUAGAUAUAAAUAUUUGUCUGUCUCUAUGGUUUCUAUAGGAAGUUUUAAUAAAUUUUAAUUUACAUUUAGAAAUACUCGAGUUCUAAUAGAAAGUACUGGAGUCUCU
Molecule: messenger RNA, 1271 nt
Organism: Schizosaccharomyces cryophilus OY26
Lineage: Eukaryota; Fungi; Ascomycota; Schizosaccharomycetes; Schizosaccharomycetales; Schizosaccharomycetaceae
Product: brix domain-containing protein Rpf2
Exons: 2
Coding region: 45-995 (316 amino acids)
Biological process (GO): maturation of LSU-rRNA from tricistronic rRNA transcript (SSU-rRNA, 5.8S rRNA, LSU-rRNA); ribosomal large subunit assembly
Cellular component (GO): nucleolus
Molecular function (GO): rRNA binding
Source: RefSeq, a predicted model, not a curated record